This is a messenger RNA of Phalacrocorax carbo (great cormorant), 1886 nucleotides long. The record is from RefSeq and is a predicted model, not a curated record. Lineage: Eukaryota; Metazoa; Chordata; Aves; Suliformes; Phalacrocoracidae.
UUUCCGACGCGCGGCCUGGCCAGCGCCGCCCCCCGGCAGCCCGCCCCCGCCACGGACUGCAUCUCCCGGCGUGCAGCGGGGCUGCGGCGCACCGGCACGGCCCACCAUGGCGGCGGCGCUCGGCAGACUGCGGGGGCUGCUGGCGGCUGCAGGACCGGCGGCGAGUAACGGCAGGCCCUGGGGGCGGCUGAGCCCGCCGGGCACACGGCUCCUCGGGCAGAGCUGCCACCGGCCAGCGCCAGCGGGGCCGCGGGCCGGCCCGGAGCCAGGUGGCGGGGGGCUCCCCGAGGGGGUGGAGUACAUCCCCACGCGCAAGAAGGGCAAGAACCCGAUGAAGCCCGUGGGGGUGGCCUGGUACAGCCUGUAUGCCCACACACGGCUGGGCUACCUCUUCUACCAGCGGCAGGUGAAGAAGGCCCGGGAGCGGUACCCGCACGGCCACUCCAUGCCCCAGCCCCGCUGCUUCCUCGGAGUGAAGAUCCUGCCCAUUCCCGUGCUCUCUAACAACUACAGCUACCUGGUCAUUGACACUGGCUCUGGCCAGGCAGCCGUCAUCGACCCCUCCGACCCACUGGCCGUGCAGGCUGCCAUUGAAGAAGAAGGGGUGGUGCUGGAGGCCAUAUUCUGCACCCACAAACACUGGGAUCACAGCGGGGGGAACGCGGCGCUCCGCCAGCGGCACAGCUCCUGCAAGGUGUACGGCAGCGCUCUAGAUUCCAUCCCAGAGCUCACCAACCCGCUUGCAGACAGGGAGAAGGUGAGUGUGGGCUGCCUGACCUUCGAGGCACUUGCCACCCCUGGCCACACCGUGGGGCAUAUGGUGUACGUGCUGGAUGGGGGGCCCUUUGGUGGCCCCUCCUGCCUCUUCUCUGGGGACCUCCUCUUCCUCGCUGGCUGCGGCAGGCUGUUUGAGGGCUCCCCUGAAACCAUGCUUGCCUCCCUGGACAUGGCCGUGGGCUUGGGCGAUGAAACGCUGCUGUGGCCGGGCCACGAGUACGCGCUGGAGUGCCUGACCUUCGCCAGACUCCUGGAGCUGGACAACCCUGCGCUGGAGCAGAAGCUGCAGUGGGCAAUGCAGCAGCGCCAGGAGAAGAGGAGCACGUGCCCCUCCACCCUGGGGGAGGAGCAGGCCUACAACCCCUUCCUGCGGACCCACCGGCCGGAGCUGCAGGCAGCGCUGGAGCUGCGGCAGGGCAAGGAGGAGCACCCAGAUGCCUUCCGUGCCCGCGUCCUCAAGGAGGUGCGGAGGCGCAAGGACCUCUACAAAGCCACCUAGACUCCCCUCUCCAGACCCCACCUUUUCCAUGGGGCUGGGUGCUGCUCAGGCACCGGAGACUUGAGACAAUAUGGUUUGUUUUGCUGUGAAUCUCCCUCCUGGGGUGCAGGAUUGGGGGGGGAAGAGUGGACCCCUCCAUAUAGGCACCCCAUAAGUGAUAAGCCUUUGCUCCCCAAAACUUGGGGGUCACCAGCUGUCAUGUAGAAGCACCUUGAUCCUCUUUCUGGGGGUCUGUAGCCCCCUACCCCACUGCUGGGGCUGUAGGGACUGCACCAAGGGCUGUUCCUAACACACACACCACACCCCCCUGUUUUUCUGGGAGCCCCAAUUUCCCUCCCCCCCCAGUACUCAGGGAGUGCCCCCUUCCCCUCGCAGCCCCCAGUGCUGUACACGUCCUUUGAGGGGUGGGGGGGUGGAGCCAGCAAGGGAGGGGCCCCAGUACUACCUCCAGGCAACGGGCUCUCCUCCAGCACCCCAAGCUUGGUGCCAGAGCCGCCCCACCCCACGCACACACACUGGGGGCACACUAGUGGGGUGUGGGGGAGUGCUGCUGUACUGGGGACUGGACCCCCACACCACCCCCACCCGCCAAAUAAAAGACUGGCACGGA